Messenger RNA from Xyrichtys novacula (pearly razorfish), 23075 nucleotides. The record is from the annotation of a GenBank genome assembly. NCBI's taxonomy places the organism in Eukaryota, Metazoa, Chordata, Actinopteri, Labriformes, Labridae.
GGCAUCGUAGGUUGACGAGGGCCGCCCAGCCAUGUUGAGGAGUCUGUCAAGCAAACUGCAGCCCGCCAUUGUGUAGAAACCAGGCUCUGUAGAGAGAUAGGGGCGCUUGGCUAAAACUCUUCAAUAGCUAGACCUAUUCUACACCCUGCCGCUUUUAUUUAGGAGUAAAUACAGUUACACAGGCUCCGGGGGGAAAGACAUGUCAGCCAGCAGCCUCCUUGAACAGGUAAAGAGAGGUAUUUUCUGAACAUUUACGAGGGCCAAAUUUGUCAGCAUCGCGACGGCUAGCGAGGAUAGCUUAGCUCAGAGGCAGCGGCAGUGGCUCAGUAGUGCAGUAGGCCUGACCACCUGCUAAAGGAACUGACUGCUGAAAUAUAUCUCUUCAUCUAUUUUUCCCCUUCCUCUCUUCUCAUAAAUCAAACCUUCAUGAAUCACCUGGACCCAAUCCAGAGACCGAAAGGCCAAGCUAAUAAAGGUAAGAGAUGAAACAGGAGGUGGUUUCAGUGAAUGUGGAUCUUUGACGGUCGCUGCGCUGAAAAUCUUGCGUGCGCGGAUGGGAUAGCUUUCCCCCUUAGCUCCUCGGCAAAUAGGCCAGACUGUUGAAGUAUUGUAUAUUUUUCUGCUUCAACAGAACUACAAUGUGACACAAGCCUUCAUAGCGUGUCUUGGGAGUGUUUUCCACACUUAACUAUAUCUUCGCUUCUUUCUUUCUCACCUUUGUAUUUGCACUUAAAAGGUUCCCACAUCUAGCAUUAGCUUUCCUCUGACUGGCUAACGCUGAAUGGCAACAUGAUAUACAUCAGCAUCCUUUUCCUGGUUGUACAUGUAAUACUUUUUAUUGAACCGAAAGGUGUCAGACAUUUACUCUUACUACUCAGCUUUUCUGUUUCUUUAUCGUCCGUUCUGGUGAAUAAUAAUUGCCGUACGAGUUUGCAGGUGGCUGCUCUGCUAAUGCAGGCUAAGUCCGUCAUGUUGAAAGGACUCUUGGCGCUCGUUAACAAGGAGACGCUGCAGACUGCAUGCAGCUAACCACACGGCUAGCCUGCUGCUAACCUUUAGCUGCUUGCUAAGUUAACCCAAAAUGACACGUCUUCCCGACAUGCUUUCCCCUUGCGUCCAAAUGGGCCGCGUCUUUCCCACCUCGCUGUUCGGACCGAAAUACUGUGUUUGCAGGCAAGUUUGUAUUAGCGUGUUGUUUUCCACGUCCCGUCGAGUGGCCAAAGAUCCGUAACAGAUCACAAUGAAACAUGUGUGAAAACAAACCGCAGAUCACUGGGCCUCCUAAUUGUUCAAUUUACACAGAUCUCACACAAUCUUAUGACCACCUGUGUGAUCAGUCCAGCACAGCUCUUCCAGCUUUUGUUAGUGUGAUCAUAGUGGAUGAUGAUCAUUGUACUGUGGGUGGUGUACUGGACUUUGCUACAUUCAGAGGUGUUCCUUAAGUUUUGGCCACCUCAUCCUCAAACAUGAGGGAAAUUAAAUAUUACGUGACAAUAUCUAAUUUACAGUAUAUAUAGCGGACAUUUAACACCUGUCUGAUCAUGUCAACGUAAUCUGAAGCUAUGUAAAAGUAGUAUUUAGGAUAAAGUUGUUGUAAUAUGUUUCAUUAAAGGUGUACCUAAUGUUAUGGCUGGUUGGUGUGUAUCGGUUAUGCUCAAGAAAUUUCAUUCAUCUCAUAAUCUGUGGCUAAAUUUAAAUUGAAUACUUUGACCAGGCAAUCCUUCUCUACCGUAACAGAUCGCAAUGAAACGUGUGAAAACAAACCGCAGAUCACCGGGCCUCCUAAUUGUUCAAUUUACACAGAUCUCACACAAUCUUAUGACCACCUGUGUGAUCAGUCCAGCACAACUCUUUCAGCUCAUAGUGGAUGAUGAUCAUUGUACUGAGGGUGGUGUACUGGUCUUUGCUAUAUUGAGAGGUGUUCCUUAAAUUUUGUCCACCUCAAACAUGAGGGAAAUGAAAUAUUACAUUACUAUAUAAAAUUUACAGUAUAUACAGUGGAAAUUAAACACCUGUCUGAUCAUGUCAACGUAAUCUGAAGUUGUUGUAAUAUGUUUCAUUAAAGGUGUACCUAAUGGUAUGGCUGGUUGGUGUGUAUCAGUUAUGCUCUAGAAAUUUCAUUCAUCUCAUAAUCCACGGUUAAAUUUAAUUUGAAUACUUUGACCAGGGAAUCCUUCUCUGUCUGUGUUAUUGUGCAACUGGUGUAUGUAAAAUACCUAUGGUCUGAUCUGUGUCAUUAUGAAAGCCCAUGCUGAGUAAUCUAAAGCUUAUUGAGCAGUGUGAUGUCUCGUCAUGCUCAGCUUAAUGACUUCUUGUGUGCUCUAAAUGAUUGCAAGGAGUGGUUUUUGUUAUGUAACGGGUUGUGAUAAGGCUGAUGUGAAAUGACCAGAUAAAGUAAUGUCACAUAGACCCAGACAUUCUGUUUACACCUGUGUUGUGUUCCUUUCAGUGCAAAACGGAGCUGUGACCCAAAAGGAUACUUUGAAUGAUGAUGAGUUUGAGCCUUACCUGAAUACUCAGGCCAGACAGGUAAGUUUUACCCAAUCACUGUUUGAGUCAAAUCACUGUUACCCUCAGGUAGAGAGACUGAGGCCAAUCACAACUUUUAAACAGUCACCUUUAGCUUAUCUGAAAAAAAGCAUAAUUAUUUAUUUAAGUAGAAUAUUAAAGUCGGUUUACGAUCGCCCAGGUCAGUUCUUAAAAUGUCACUGACUGCUGUCACUUCACUCAGCUUCUCACAUGUAUAGCAUCCUACAUGUUUCUUUGGUUCAAUCAUUUUGGGAUUUGAAGAAACAGAAUAGUCCCUGCUCAGCAAAAGGAAAAUGUCAUCUUCUGUUCUUCUCCUCUGUUUAAAUAACUUUUAUUAAUGUCACUAAUUGAGUUUGACAGACACCACUAUUUUGCUGAAGCAAGUGAAAUGCAAAGAGUUGUAUUGCUGAAACUAUUGGUUCAGUGCGAUAAGUCGUUGGACCAGAAUAUGAAGCAAAACUUUGUUGACUGCUCUCUUUCAGUGGCCUCCAUGCCUCCUUUUACAAAUUCACGUCAUUGCUUUUUGUGUGGCAAGGGAAUACAGCACAUCCGUGGGUAAACAGAUGGAGUGAGCGCUGUUAAAGCUCAGUUCUCCACUGCUGUUUGAGUUUCUAUCUUUAUCAGCUGUUUCAUCAGGCGCCAUGUGUGUUGUAAUGGAUUCAUUACUAAUGGUUGUAAAAAGAGGAUAUUUACAGCCAUUAAAGAGUGAUUUUCUUUCCUCCUCUAAGAAGAAUGCACAAUCCUCCAGCAGCAAAGGAAAUGCUUUCCUUUUUAAAAUUGUAUAGUUUUAACAUUGUAUAGUUAUGUGGUGUGCAUCCACCAAAGCCAGAGGAAAGAGGAUUUAAAGAAUAGUAAAUCCACACUCUAUAAUGUCUUUGCUGAUCGAAUCAUCUUCAAGAACAAGAUGCGCACAUUUGAUGAAAGAUUGUUAAAAAAUAAAACUGUUGAUGAAGUUCUGUUAUCAGUUGUGUUUUAGCAAAUUGCAAAAAGUUUUUCCUUUUUCUUCUAUUUGGAUAUUUUUGCUAACACUGUCUCCAUUUCUAUUUAGAGCAAUGCCUAUACGGCCAUGUCGGACUCGUACAUGCCCAGCUACUACAGCCCCUCCAUAGGAUUUUCCUACUCCCUAAAUGAGGCAGCAUGGUCCACAGGCGGGGACCCUCCAAUGCCUUACCUGGCCUCCUAUGGACAGCUGAGCAAUGGGGAGCCCCACUACCUCCCGGACGCUAUGUUUGGCCAGCCAGGCCCCCUGGGGAGCAAUCCUUUCCUGGGCCAGCAUGGUUUCAACUUCUUCCCCGGCGGCAUCGACUUCUCAGCAUGGGGAAAUAGCAGCUCUCAGGGACAGUCGGGGACACCGCAGAGCUCUGGCUACAGCAGCAGCUAUGCCUAUGCUCCCAGCUCGCUUGGAGGUGCAAUGAUCGAUGGACAGUCCCCAUUUGCACCUGCCGCCAAUGAGCCCCUUAACAAGGCCCCUGGUAUGAACAGCCUUGACCAGGGCAUGGCGGGGCUUAAGAUCGGCAGUGCUGCUCCUGGUGGUAAUGGGGACAUGGCUCCCAAAGUGGUGGGCUCUGGCUUACCUGGUGGGGGUCCCCUUGGCCCUGUAUCUUCUGUAGGACCUCCCAGCAUGCCUCCUGUCUCAAUUGCCCCUGCCAAGCCCGCUUCCUGGGCCGAUAUUGCCAGCAAACCAGCCAAGCCUCAACCCAAGCUGAAAACCAAGGGUGGCAUGGCAGGGGCCAAUCUGCCUCCCCCACCCAUUAAACACAAUAUGGACAUCGGCACUUGGGACAACAAGGGCACUAUGCCUAAAGCUGCCACCCCCCAGCAGGUGCCCCCCAUUCCCAGCAAUGGGCAGCCACCCAACCAGGCUUCCCCGCAGCCUGGAGCUACUGCUGCAGGAAACCCACAAAUGCCCCUCAGCAACGGACAGCUGGUACCGCCUGUUUCUCAGAUGGGGCAGCAUCAGCUUCCACCCAGUGGACAACCAGGUAUGGCACCCAUGCCGCAGCCUCCUCUUUCCCAGGGCCCUACUCCUCCAAGCCAACAGCAGCAACCUUCUCAACCCACUCGCUGGGUUCCCCCGCGGAACAGGGCCAAUGGAUUUGGGGAUGCCAGUGGGAGUGGUGCAGGCCAGUCACCACCCACCUCUGCUGGUGUGGGUGUGGUUCCCGGGGUCCCCUCUGAGCCUCACCCGGUGUUAGAGAAGUUGCGCAUGGUUAACAAUUAUAACCCCAAGGACUUUGACUGGAAUCCCAAGCAGGGCAGGGUGUUUAUCAUCAAAAGCUACUCUGAGGACGACAUCCAUCGCUCCAUCAAGUACAACAUCUGGUGCAGCACGGAGCACGGCAACAAGAGGCUGGAUGCAGCGUACCGCUCACUGGGCGGCAAAGGGCCACUUUAUCUUCUGUUCAGUGUCAAUGGGAGCGGUCACUUCUGCGGCGUAGCAGAGAUGCGCUCACCCGUGGACUACAACACGUCUGCUGGCGUGUGGUCACAGGACAAAUGGAAGGGUCGUUUUGACGUGCGCUGGAUCUUUGUUAAGGACGUUCCCAACAGUCAGCUAAGGCACAUUCGGCUUGAGAACAACGAAAACAAGCCAGUGACCAACUCUCGGGACACACAAGAGGUACCGCUGGACAAGGCCAGGCAGGUGCUAAAGAUCAUCGCUGGAUACAAACACACCACUUCGAUCUUCGAUGACUUUUCUCACUACGAGAAGCGUCAGGAGGAGGAGGAGUGUGUGAAAAAGGUAACACAGUUAUGAUUGAAUAAUAUCAAUGAUGAACGAGCAACGUGCUCUGCUUGUGCUGAAAAGGGUUCUUGAUGAGGUUUUUGAUACUUGUAUGCAUGCAAAGCAUUUCUGUUUUCACACAAAGGAUCAUGGAAAUAUCUGAAAGAGUAACACUUCGAAUCUUUGUCUGAACUUUGUGUUUGUGCUCGGAUCAAAGGUUAGGCUAUGUUCUGUCCCUUUAAUUUACUGCCAUGCUGUGUUUUCCUGUUUAAUCACUCACAUGUAUUGCAUUGCUUUAAAACCAAAAGUAUGCUCACCCUAAAUAUUUCCACUCGGGGACGACAUCUCUGUGCUUUCACAAUGCAAUGGUAAUAUUCAGUGGAUUCGAAAGGUGGUAUAAUGACUUUGUUUCCAGGUGAUUCUUCUAUCAGGGGUUUAGGAAAUGGGCUCUUUUAUCAGGAAAUCCAACUCUCAUUUGGUAUUGACUCAAAUCUGAUAAGAUUAUGCAUUGGAAUUUGUCAGCUCCAGCGUGCAGAGCAAAUAUAGACAAACAUUGCAGCUCCAAAAAUGAAGUGAUACUUGUGCACUUGAGUUUGCAGUUCUUAUAUUCCCUCUUAAAGGCAGGACUGAUUGACUCUGGGGUUUGAAGCAUACAUGACCUGAGAUGUCAUGUGAAGAGGAUGCCAAAACUACAUAUUGGCUGUUCUUAAUAACAAAACUGAAUUUUUCAAGUUACUGUCAGUUGAACUAAAACAUAUUUUCUUCUUCUUAGCUUUAGAAACUUCAGUGUUUCCUCACAUUCAACAGCUCGAGUUCAACAGCUUUUGUUUUGGUCUGGACCCCUAGUCCCCCCUCUGUUUUUAAUUUAUUGUAGUUUUGCUCAGAAGUGUCGGGCAUUCCAGCACCAAAAUGUGCUGCUUUAAGUCAAAUGUGGGGGGCUUCACGACACAUUGAAAAUAUGUAGUUAUGUUGUGGAUUUUGUCAGUGAUUGUACAGCCUCCUCUCCUUCACAUCAAGCCAUGGAGAUGUCUUCUACAUUCUACAUUGUCAGUAUACUUAUUGAUGGUUUGAUUGUUUUCCAGUUUUGCCCUUGAUGUUCUGGUAUGAGAUGUAAAAGAAAUGUUUAUUAAUCUAACUUUGGGAGCGAAUGAUUGUACAAACAAAGAGAGAGAAUCCUUGUGUGCGUGUGAAGUCUUUAACCAGGGCAUACACUGUUGAACUUCAGUGUUUUUACAACUUUAAGGUGGAUAAUUGGCUCUUGUUUCAUAUUAUAUAUGGAAUCUGGCAUACACUGCUCCUAGAUUGGAUUCUCAGUCAGCGUCUUGUGAGUUUCAUAACCCUUCACUGUUCCUAUUUAUUGUCAAAUUUUCUUUGCCAGGUUUGCGACAUCGCACUGAUUUUAAUUAUAGCCACUUGUCUUGAUUAGAUGUGUUCCAAGUAUGCUCAGUUUUCACUCCUCUCUGCGAUAGGUGGAGGUCCAAGGCAGCGAGCCAUAUCCCAGCAACCCAAGCAACAGGAGUCAUUACAGGCUUCAGGUAAAUGGCUUCAUCCAUCAUCAUCGUGCUAAAACAGUUUUCAUCAUAUCAUUGUAAUACUCGUUGAGUAGCAUUUGAAAGUCUUUACACGCAAUAGAAAGAAAAUCUGAAAAUUGUUCUUUACUGUGGGAGACAUGUUUGUAACUUUCGAGGGACUCUGCAAACGAGGAUCCGAGAGUGAACCAGAAAACCAUCUCAGGACAAAGUAUAUAAAUCAAUGCGUAUUUUGUUUUCCAUUUUGUCUGACGUUUUCUAUUUUCUUUCUUCCUUUAGGAGCGCCAAGGACGAGUCAAGUAACAUUUGGUGCUUUGGUGAAAAGACUGCAAUGGCCGUACCUAAAGCCCUAUCCACCCCAUGACGUCAUUACAUCCAGAUCUCUAAGAAAUUCUAAUAGGGGUGAAGAAUUAACCAAGGACAAAAAAAAAACUAAAUGAAGACUUUCUUGAUUUCUUUUGACUUUAAAGACUUAUUUCGAACUUGUAGUAAAAAGAAAAGGAAACGAUUAUUCAUAGGACUACAACUAAAUGCAUAGCAUCCUUAGGUGAAAUCUUUUUUGCCCUGCCCCAUUCCACUACAUAUGCUUCCCCUCUUGUAUGCUGCUUUUUCCUUUUUUAAAUGAAAGGAUCAUCCUCUGUUUUUAUGGUCCAAGAGCAAGCCUGUAAUUCUCACACAAACACACAAAUCAAAUAGAAGUUUGUAGUGUUGGCAAAGUUAAGUGUCUCAAGGUCAAGAAUGGGCAGUUUGUCUCAUUUUCUUUGUAAACUCCUUCACCACCCUGUCUUUCUGAGGAUGCUCACACCGUCAGUCAUCCUGGACCCAAAUGGAGUUUCCUACCCAGUGGAUCUUCAUCUUCAACGCCGCCUGCCACAGCAUCUGUUUCAUACAGUACUUGCCAUGUUUUGUUUGAGAGGACUGAAUGGGUUCGGAUUGGCCCUCUGUUUUGCUUUCGCAUGUGGUGGACAGAGUGUGAGGGCGGGCAGGUCUGGAGAGGAAGUAUAGUGAAAGGGGGGUGAAGAGUGUGAAAGCAGGAAACGUUAAGUUGACGAGCCUUGCUCGGUGUAUAAUUUUAUGGUCUAAUAAGUAAUUGGGGCCCUCAUUUGACAGUCUUCAUUGGACUUAAGUUACCCUCUGUUCCUUUCUCUUGGAUGAGUUAAUUCAUCGUUGCUUUGGGCUGCUUUCUUGUAUUUUGUUUUCCCUCCUUUCUCAGUUUUUCUAAAGACGGUGAUGCGAGUGGCCUUGCCCCCACUCUUUCUAUUAAUCAGUUCAAAAGUAAUAAAUGUGGUAUAUUCAGCAGAACUGGUGUGCAUUCCCCUUGUUUGACUGUAAUGAAAUUUGUUGUGCAGUGUGUCUGUACAUUCUUCUCAUAAUUUUUCCUGCCCCUCCGGGGUUUAGGAACGAAUGUUUUCUGCUCUCCUUCAUUCUCGACCGUCCAUCCUACCUUCACACCAAACCACACUGCUGUACCCUGCAUUUCUUUCAUCUUCCACUUCCCAUCCCCGUCACGUCCUCUGCAUCUGACUGCUCAGCCAACUUUACAUAUUAUAGUAUCACAAUCAGCUUCGAUCAUUUUCAGAAUGUUGAUGUUGGUGAGUUAAAAUAAAAAAGGAAAAAAAUUACACAAAGCUCCUCUUUCAGAACUACUGGCUUUUAUUCGUGGCAUAAUAAAGAUGCUCCACAAUUGGCGUAUGGGUUUUCCUCUUUUUCUUUUUAUUUUUUGGGUUGUCUCAUGAAUGUCAUACUGUGAGUGUCUACUUGUGGCAUCUUUGUAACAUUGAACUUUGAUAUGCAAGAUCCUUUAAAAGCUGUGAAAAUGUGAAUAUCAUGUAUUUAAAUCCUCCCUGUGUUGAAGUACCUGUACUGGAAACUUAUCUGCAAUCCGCCAUUUUCUCUUCUUGUCAGUGCAGUUGUAAUUUACGUUUCACCCACAAGAGGGCGACACAGUAUUGCUUACUGCAGUGCAUGUUCGUUUACUGAGGAGUCGGGGAUAACGGGUAUACUAAAUACGGCCUGUAAAGGAGCACGUCCUGUUUCUCCACUUAUAUUCGCACAAAAAGCGAUAUCGUUUUUGUUUUAAAGGUUGAAAUCAGUGUCCUCUUGUCUGUUGGCAGAGACUCUGAAGUGUUGAUGGAUUUGUCUAGAUUUCGCCCUGUGUGCACCAAGUUUUGAGGUACUGCAAGCAUCGAGACUGUUGACCUUGAUUCAGAAUAGCUUGGACCAUGAGGUUUCAACCCAGAGGUGAGUCAACCAACAAGCUAAAUCCAACCAGCCCAGUAAAAACACACUUUAAAAUAUGUAUUUCAGCUCUUACUAUACUUUAUUUCGCAUUAAUUUAUAGCUUUUAUAAAUCAAAUCCACCUGUAAACCCACUGUUUCAUGAGAUUCUACAUAAAAACUUAAUUUUUUUAAAAUCAAUUGUAGUCUUACGGAUAUUCAAGUAAGCCUAGAAUUAUUAAAAGAAGUAUUAAACGCCAAAACUUGAACUUUCUCUGACUCCUCGGUUAAAAUGUCAGUCGAGCAUCACUCAACUUUAUUGGACUUUAUUAGAAAGGCCUUCGUUGCGCGUGCGUGCGUGUCGUUCUGGAAGGGGGGGGGGGGGGUCGACGGCACGUGUCGUGUCUGCGCUGCUGAGGGUGCGUGGCAAGCGCACUGCCUCGAGGGGAUCUCCCGUGACCCUUGUCAGCGCGUCUCUGGGGACUUCCUUUCAGCCACUCUGGGGAUGCAAAUGAACGGCCACAAAAGAGAUGAAGACAGAAGACAGCCACCGAGACGAUGGAGGAGAAGAAAGCGAAAUGGGACCAUGGGGAGAAAUUGCACGAGGAGAAGGGAGGAGGGGGCUGACUGCGAGGAAGAAGAGGGGAGGAGGAGGUCAGCACUUCUAACUCAGGGCAAAGAUCAAACUAAAUACAUGGAGGUGGUAGAGGAACAAAAUACGUGGGCCUACAGUGGUAAAAAGAAAAAAAGGUCUCUCUCUUUCUCUCUUCCUCUUUGUUUCUGUGUGUACUUCUGCUGAAUGUGGUGUAGGGUAAAUUAAGAUAAAAACCAAACUAGAAAAGUUCAUAUAAUACCUAAAAUCAUUUUCCACCUUGUAUUUCAUUUUAAAACUAACACAUUGUAAAGAAAUGUAUAAAUCUUGUUAUAAAUUCACCUUAGAGUAACACUGUGUUCCCUUGUAAUAUUUUCUGACUUGGGUCUUUUAAAAUUGUCACUAUAUUAAGUAUUGUUCAGUCAGCGAGCAUGCAUGCACACAUUAUGUGCAUGGUGUCGAUGGGUUCAUAUUGCACUGCAAGGUCAUGGUUCUGCUUUAUUUUCCCUCAUUAUCAUAAGGCAUCCAUCUCUUUCUUCCAUUAGUGACGCUUCACCAUGUCGCCAACCCGACCUCUAUUUACAUGACUAAAUUAGAUUUCUUCUCCCUUUUUGUGUUUUGUUUCAUACAGCCUGUCUUUUACAUUCAUGCUGUAAAGAUGAAAAAUACGGCAAAACAAGACGGUCAAACUGCUUUAUGUAUUAAAUUAAAAUACUACACUGGAGGUCCAGUCUCUUAAUCCUCAUUAUAUUUCACAAAUAUAGAUUUAUUUUUGGUGUUAAAAUCAUAAAGUCUAUUUAUUUUUUCACAUGAGGAAAAAGCCCCACAAUGUAUAACCGCAAUUUGACAUAUCAGUAUAUCCGUAUUAUUUCACACCGUAUCAAAAAGGUUUGAUCUAUUUCAAAUCUAUCUAGGUAUAAAUAUAUGUAUGCCAUUUAGGAAUAUGUCAUGAUGAUGAAUGAUUUCUGCAUGUACGGGGGGGCCCUACACACGGUCACCUGCUCUCUAUCUCCAGGGGUCCGGCACUGUUGACUCAUGGAGUAUAACCCCCUCAUUUCUCCUAGUGUCUCAAUUCUAUUGAGAGUUUUUGAAAAAUGCAUAAUGUGCAGACAGGGGAAGAGGCCCAUAAACAGUUGAUGACCUCUGUCUCAACAUAUGUGGCACACUUGCCCUCUGCACGCUCCUAUUGUCUGGAGAUGACACAGAAUAACAGAAUGUCAUCCACUGAUGCAUCAGGACAUAAAGAGGCAUGUCGACAUGAUACAGGAUGAUGUAGGAUAUAUUCUGUGAAAAUCCCUUCUGCGUUUAUUUUAUAAUCUCCCCGGCCUAAAUAUUACAUUCUCAGAGAUGGUUUAUGUUGUGUUGAUUUUAUCCUCAUUCUUUCAUCGAUCACAUCCUCGGGUGACAUCUUGAAUAGACUAGCCUUAUAUGAAAGCAGUGGGCAGUGAAAUAGAUCAAAAUAAAUUUCAACAAAAAUCCACGAUUUCAUUUUUCUUUGAUAUCUCGCCUCUAUCAUCUGAGAUGUAGGUCAGCUCACAUCCCUAUCGCCUGCAGUGGUUUACAGCUUGAAUCAUUUGAUGCAGCUCUGUGAUUAUAGGAGUUGAGAUGAAGCUCAUUAUUUAAAUGACUUGAUGUGCUUUGGGCCCUUUACUUUGAAGAGAAGUGCUAGAUAGUACAAAUAGAAAUGUUGUCCAUGGAAUGACUUCUUUAUUGAGACUUUUUUUUUUUUUUUUGCAGAACAAAAACACAAAGCCAUGACAUUAAAAAAUUACAAGGAAAAACUGCUUUAAUGUAUCUUAUAGUCGUCAAAUGAAGUAAUAAAUCAUAUGAAUGUGAUGAAAAUAUGAUAAUGCAUGAGAAUGAUCCGAGACACGUUUUCUUUCUUAUUUUAUGGAUGUAAGCGAAAGCGAUAUUCCUGCUCUUUCUGCGCAUUAUUCUCACCCUGUUUGUCCAUCUUCUCAGAUUCAGCGAGUGUAUGCUCAUGCGUAAACAGACAGACCUUUGAAGUGGCCCUCUGUCACCACAUGGCAAAUCCCCCUGGUGUGAUCCCUCUGUCCAUUUGGCCACAAGACCCACACUGGUAGGCUGCCUAUGGCUUUGCCUGUUCUGUCAUUAUUAAAACCCGUAUAUUACUUCUACUAGUGUCCAGUAAUUAUAUCAGAUUUCCCUCUCUGUUUCACCAUGAUUUAAGAUACCUCUGCUCCCUGCAUAACCCUAUCUAUUCACCUGUCUUAGGUCACCGCUGCUUUGUAACCUCUUUAUCUAAUGCUUCUUCUCCGGCUUCUGAGUGACCAUAAACGUCGUCUCCUGUUAAUCUCAUAGGAUUGAGGCGAACAUCCAUCUGUGCAGUCGUCAGAGCCACUCUCCUGCCCAGAGGCGGCUUUACGUUGGUGUCUCAGGUGAGCGAAGACUGUGGCUUCUCUCUUGGCAUUCACCGCGUGCCUUAAUUGUAUUGAAAUUAAAUCAAGGUCCACUGUGAACACAAAGAGCUCAAACCCAAACUUAGAAAAUGUUCCUACUUCCUCUUUUACUCACCCUACGUACGACCACUCUUUCCCCUCCUUUGUAUUCAUAAUCCACAACAAAAUUUCAACGUGAACACCGUUGUCUUAAAGCCAUCGCUUUCUGAAUCUUAAGGGUGCAUCCUAUUGUUUUGUAUUUUUCCCACUUUCUCAUUCCUUUCUCCUCACCUGUGAUCUCUCCUCCCUGUGGGCUCAGAGGCGGCUAUGCGGUCCUUUCACAUGUCAAAGUACAUCGCAUGCUAAUUCCACACAUACAUGCAUCCUCUUUUUGCAAUAAAAUCGUGAUUCCUGCACAAACAAUACAGACAAAAAACAUAUAGAUGAGACGAGCCGACGACAUCGUAAUUCCUUUACAAGAACAGUCCAGAGUGUGUGAAUGCAUGCAUGUGUUUGUGAGUGUUUUACAGCAACAAAAUGUGAACAAAAAGAAAUAUCAUCAGUGCAGCAGUUGCAGCAUUAAGGCAUUCUCUGUAUACAUAUGCUACAGCAGAUCAGAAAAGCAGCACAGAGAGAGGAGAGCACAGAGAGUGAGAUAGAGCAAGCGAGCACAGCUACCUUUGUUGCACCAUAAAGAGAGCAGCAGCCCAGCUACCUGACUGCUACCAUUCCUGCAGACCAUCUUCCCCUCCGAGCAAAACAAAGGAUGACGACUAGAUAUUUAGGAGUACACUCUGCGAUGCAUAGCUAUGCCUUAUCCUCGCCAUAGCGCGGCUUCCACUGGUCCUGGUUAAGAGCUUGGUACGGUUUAAUCAGACCAAGCAGUUCUUCAUUACAGUUGGUAAAGCUGUGUCGUUAUCUCCCCCUUUCCCUCCCUCUCUCCCUCCCUCCUACUCUCCAUCUCUUCUCUCUCUCUCUCUCUCUCUCUCUGUGCACUCUGCGCAUGUAACUAUAGCCAUGUACAGACUGUAAAACAGGAUCUAAAUAACAGGUUUCUCCUUCUGUUAAAUGACAGACAAUUUUUUUUAAAAGUUUCAAUUCUCAUAUCUAGAAAGGUUAAACACGAGAUGGAAUUUAGCAUCUUUGCCAUUGCGCAAAACUAGCACCAGAAAAACUGCAAGUGUUACAUUCAAAAUUCCUCUCUUUUAAAGUCAUUAUCGCUGCACUUAGUUCCUGUCUAUAUUUGCCAACAGAGUUCUUCCCUAGCACAAGCACAAUAAGGUUUUCUUUCAAAUGAAAUAUAUCCUUUCUCUCUCUAAAGAUGAGGAAAAGAAAAAAAAAAGACAGCAGAGAAGCUGCAGAGUAUUUCCUCCUUUCGGGUCCGCGGUCCUGAUUUUGUUAUUGUUGAUGCUGAAGUUGUAGCUGUGACAGUGCAGCUCCAUCCUGUUAAGAAGGUCCUUCUGGGGUUGGGAAGAGCAGGGGUGCAGGCACACGGGGAGGUUUGGUGGGAUGGCGGACAAGAGGGGCUGAAGGGACGGGAGGCAGGCAGGUGUCACACAUGCAGUCAGGGGGAAAAAAUAAAUAAAUUUACCCAGUCAUCACCAUUAGAAAAAUCCUUUGGAUCUGUUCAAGACAAAACCAAAAAGGAAGAGGAAAAAGCCCAAGAUGUAAAAUAUACAUAUAUAAGCCAGGUCGGUAUAUAUGUAUAAGGAUCCAAGAGGGGAGAAGGAGGAAGAGGAAGGAGAUAAGGGAUGGACGGACGCGGAGGAGGAACAGGCAACUGGCUCACACACAGACACACUGCGCCGAGGCGAAGGCACGGGCUUCAAUUUAUGCUUUCUGGUCGACACCACCCCCCACCUCACACGCAAACACACACACAUGCAGACACACACACACACACACACAGACACACACACACAGAAAGCGUCCCGCCCCUAUCUGCCCCGUCCCUGUCCUGUCCCGUACUGGAUGCGUGGCCCAGCUGAUCAGUGCAGAGGGAUUAGCCAACGGGGCCAGCUGGCAGGGAUUACACAGGCAAAGUGGGGGAGGUAUGUGUGUGUGUGGAGGGGGGGGGAUGGGAGAGGGGACGAGGGGUGAGGAGGGUAGUCCUAAUACUAGAGGGUGGUGGUGGGGGGGGAUGGGAGGCACUGUCUUGUUCUGCACACACACACACAGAUGUUCACAUGCACACUUCCUGCACAUAUGUAUCAUGCACCAGCGCCUGAAUACCAAAUAAAAUGCUUACAAAUAUUUCUUCCUGAAUGCACGAGCUGCAGCGGCGCAGACUGCAGCAGUAAGCAGCCAGUAAUGCAUGCGGUGCAUCCUCUCGCCGGCGAGUCACGGCGACGCACACUGCUGAUUAAUGUAUGUAAAUGUGCAGCAGGCAGCGGGAGGAUGGAUGGAUGGAUGGAGGAGGGGGUUAAGAGAGAGAGAGAGGGAGAGGAGAGAGCAAGGGAGGGAACCCCACGGGAGUGCAGGGCCAGGCUGACAAUGCAAGGCUUUGACCCCUGACCCCUCUCAGCUCCAUCAUCCGCGGCCAUCAGCUGAUCCCGGGAAAUGGACAGCAGCAGCAGCAGCACCCUCCUCCCCAUCUCUUUUUACCUCUUAGACAAACACACACACACAGGCGUCCGCUAACAAGGCCUACAUCACCUCCUUUUCCCCCCAUCUUUUUCCAUCACUUGCUCCCUCCAGCACUCCAUCGCUCUUUCCCGUCUCAUGCCUCACUUCACCAUUUAGCUCAUCCCGAUAUCCCUGCUCCUAACCUUUCUCAUUAUUUUGAAAUGUGUCGACUUCCACAACUUGUCAUAUCUGCGCAGAAAGAGAUGCAUUCUGUACAAGGUUGGUUUGGGGGGCUUGUGUUUUGAUUUUUUCUCCUAAAUUUCAAGAUUUUUUUUUGCUUUUGGCCUCGGUUUGCCUUUUUUUUCUUUUCUUUUAAAACUGUGAGGCCCAGUUUUUUCACAUUACAUCUGCAGUCUUACAUGUGGGAGAGAGAGCAAUGAUGUUUCACAAGAGAAAUCAAAUAAAAUAACCAUCCCAGCUGAAUCUCAAAUACAUUUACAGGCUUUAAAAUGAGUGAGGUAAUUGUUUUAUUAACAGCAACUCUCCAAGCUCAUUCUGUGCUAUACAAACAAGCUGGACAGGUUUUAUUAUUAUUAUUGCUUCCUUUCAAACAGGCCUUUAGACUCAAAGUGUCUGAUAAUAUUCACUUUCAUAAUUUUCUUUUGGUUUAUCUGUAUGAUUCAUGCCAGGCUCCCCAAAAACACAUGCUGGCUGAACGGCAGCACGUCUUUGCACCAGCAGCAUUUUAACACGCAUUUACUUCACACCCUUUGAAGUAAAAGUUAGAAUAUGCAUUUUCAUUUCAUGCAAAGUUAAAUACCUAUAUUUGAUCAGAUAUUCUUUAAUAUUAAAUAUAUCAACCUUCAUGAGAAAUACUGCAAAUGUGUAAAAAUCUUUAUGCUUGUAAGGGAGAGAUAUUUGAGAGACAUAUCGAGUUAGCCUAAUUUGGUGAAAAGCUAAAUGUCAAAGUUUCUGCAGGCUGUCAUCAGCAGUUUGUGUCACAAUGUAAAAGACAGAGCUGCGGCUUAGUCCGGAGAAUACACAAAUGCAAACUCCUGCACACACAUGCAAACAUGCCAGAAUCACAUACACGCAUAGAAACAGUCACAAGAGUGAUUUCUGCAAAAUCAAAGAGACAUUUUUUAGGGCCUUGCAGGCAGAAAACAGCAGCGGUGUUUUAAAGAAAAUAUAUAGAAUCAGACAUGGUGGAUGUGUGACAAAUAGGACAUUAGUUUGGUUCUGUUUACAUGAAACGCACACUAACAAUGCAGCGCAGCUUUCAGAGUGGAACGACGGAGAGAGCGUGGCCCUGUAUUUCUCAGGGAUCGAAAGAUGGGGUUUGAGAGUAGACGAGUGUGUGAAGGCAGUUUGAAUAGAAGCACGAAAAAUUCCCUUUCCUUUAUUUUUUGGGGGGAUUAUGCAUGUCCAAAAUUUGCGUCGAAUACUUCAGAAAAAUUUCCCAGGGAAGAAUGGAACCUUAUUAUUUAUGGGCAUAAAUUACACGCAAUAAUUUUCACACAUUCUGUACUGUAUAUGUUUGUAUAUUUAGGUUUGGCGUGUUUACCCUCAUGCGCGUUGGCAUGAAGAGACGAAGGAGAUUUGAGACUGCAUUUUGAUGUCCUGCUACCCCGUUCUCCAUUUUAAAAGCCUCGAACAUGUGAGGAUGAGAGUGCAGCGAACAGGCAUGCAACCCCACCAGUAUUCACAGACAGCAAGGAAGAUCACAGAGAGUCAAGCAAAGAAUUUUUUAUCAUGCAGAGAAACACAAGAGCAAGCACUUAUACAAAGUGACAAGCUGGGAGAGGCAGACAGACAGGCAGGAAGACGGAGAGACAGGCCAACACACACAGACAGGGCUCGUCCCUAGUUUGGUAAUCCGAUGGAGAGAUUAGCAAGCAGGCAGCAUUUGGGUCGGAUUAUCGAGUCAUUAGAAAAGACUGGUGCUCCAGAGCCUCUCUUAUGUGUUAAUGUGGCUUUACAGAUCCUCAGUGCAGUCUGUGCAGAUUGUUGAGAUUGCGUGGAGAGUUUCAACAGUAGAUAGUCCCACAAUAUGUAAAUAGGGCCACAUGAACCCAAUGCCCCACAGACUGUUGUGUGUGUGUGUGCCUGUGUGUAUGUGUGUGUGUGUUUUUUUUAUCUUCCAUGCAAAAAAAAGAAGAAAAAAAAAUCAUUACGAUUUCUGUGGGUUUCCAAAAUUAUUUAUAUUAUUUUCAAAAAUUCAGAUUUAAAAAAAUAAAGAGGAAAAAUGCAAAAUAUAUUUUUAUUCCUACAUAUAUAUUUUACUUCUUUUUUGAUUUAAAGUUUGAUACAGUGAUAGUGCCAGAUUAUUUAAAGUGAAAUUGAAGAGUCUGGGCAGAAUUAAAGAAAAAAUAUAUACAUUUUAAAGUGACUGAUUUUUAUUUUUGCAACACUCACAGCCACAAAGUGCAUACUGAUCUAACAUUUUCAGACUCAAAAUUUACAUGUCACGACCAUUUAUUACAUUUUUUUCUUUCAUCAAUAAUUUUGAAAUGUAUGUCCUGUUCCUGUUAUGUGCACUGAAAGACAAAUAACUAAGGUCUCAGAGUUAAGGUCUCUGCAUCAGCACUAUGUCUGCACAGCUGUAGAGCUGUGUAAGCUGGAGCAUUUAGCACUGCAGCUCUGUGGGAAUACUGGGGUAUAUGGGGUACAUAGCUUGCGUGCACUUGUAAAUCAUACAGCUGUGAUGUUCAGUGAUGACAGGAUUUAAACAGGAUCAGGAGAAAGCCAGAGAGCUUACCGGAGUGUGUCUGUCUGUGGAGGAGAAUACGUAUAUUUACACUACCUUAUGUGGGGUUUUUGUAUUUACUCUGCAAAUAGCCGUGAUCACACACACACACUCAUGAUAACUGUUUUUGUGCAAGUGUGUGUCUUUAGUUGUGUCAGGGUUGGGGGUGGUUGGGCACUUCAUCGACAGCUGAUCAAUGCUGCUGACACACUCUGUGUCAGAUGUGCUGAGAUGGUCCAGUGACUACAAUAUCACUUUCAUUUUUGUCAAGCGGGCAAUGAAGCCCUGAUAAGUUUGUGUGUGUAUGUGUUGUGAGUCUGUGUGUGUUGUUUACGAUCCAAAAAAAAAAAAAAGGCACCAUCAUGUGUCAGCAAUUUUUUUUUUCCAUCUUUGACUGACCAAGCAGUUUUUGAAUGAGCUAACCCAUCUUGUAAACUUAGCUUCCAGGUCAACCUUUUACGUGCUCUUUCUCACACACACGCACACACACACACAGAAAAACGCACAAUCUGAUCUCCGUUCCCAAAAACCUUCCCUUUUGCUGCUGCCUCUGCAUACACCAUGCCCCAGUUCCCCACCCCCACCCUUUUUUGUCAAAUAAAUUGCUAUGUGACCUACUUCCCAUUUUGCACCAUUUCUGUCAUGUUCAGAUAUUACUGUUUGAACAUGAGUGAUUUGCUUUGGGGCAUACAGUAUCAAAAAAAACACAGUGUAUAUAAUAAGGGGCUGUAGUGUACUGUAAAUUGUACUAAAUGUAAAAUGUUUUUAAAAAUGGGGAAACAGUACCAUCAGCCUUCACAGUUUUUUUUUGUUUUUUUUUUUCCGCUCAUAUUCUGAUUUGGUUUUGUUGCAGCGUGUCAGCUUCGUAUAGUGUGUGGGCAAAGCGUUUGGAUCUCUUUUUUUUAAUUUUUAUUAAAGGCUUUUGUUUUUUAAAAUUGCCCUGGUAUGAUUUGUAAUUAAAAUACAUGCUUCACAUAUUUUUCUGAUUAACACGUACAAUAAUACUCGUAGCCCUCAUAACAACUGGAUGUCUUUGUGAUGGUCAUAGACUGGGGAAAUAAGGUAAAUCAAUUUUGCAGUCUAGUUAAGCAGAAAGCACAGUGGUAAUUUCCAGUAAUAAGCAUGACUAAUUCAUUGGACCACAUUGCAUUUAUAACCCAGUUAGGUCUGCACUAGUUGGCAUCCUCUUUUCUGUUUGGAUUUGAGGUAUACUUUUGGAAAAGCUCCAUAUGAGGAUCGCAUAGCGCGGCACGCUGAAUCCUUCGCAUCAUAUAGACGGAGUAGCGAUGAAAUUGUUGCGGGGCUACUUUUUGUGAGGUUUUGCGUAUUUUAAUUUUUGUUGCUACUUUUACAGAGUCUAACUGCUGAUGCAAAAAGUGACAUUAAAAUGCAAAGGCACAAAAAAUCAUUUUCUUGUUUUACACUUUGAGAUGGAUAUUUUUCUUAAUUGGAAAAAUAGCCUGUGAAUACGUUCAGGCAUAUAUACAUAAGAAUAAGUGUAGAUUCGUGUCAGAUCAUGCUCCCUCCUGUCUUUUCCAAACUGAGCAGAGAGACCACACUGACCCUGAUUUAUUGGGAUCAGAAUCCACAUGACAGCAAUUAAUUUACAUCCAUUAACUACAUCGCUCACUCCCUCUUUCUGGCUCUCUGCGGACAUUUUGCACUCUUGCACAAUCACUUUGAACAUUCUCUGUUUCGGCCCUGGCUCUUUCGACUUUCCCCUUCCUCAGCAUGUUCUGUCGCUCCCUCCCCUUUAAUCAGUCACUCUUGCUCGACCAGUAACUCAAGUUUCAAGGUACUGGGAUCCCAUGUUCCUAAUCCAUUUAGAAGACCCUCUGCAUCCCCUCUUUCCUCUGUGCAUUAAGGCCUGCUACAUAAAUGAUAAUGUCAGGUUCGUGUUUCUUGCUAAGUGUGUGAGUGUGUGUUUCUCUUGAAUUCACAAGGAAUCUCUGGCUAGCGAUGAACGAUCCCUAUAAAUAAUUAUCAGGUUCCAUGUACUCAGACUUUUUAAUAAGCAAACAGACUAUCUGUGUGACUGAGUUCAUCAAACAGACUGAUUGUGAUUACACAAAGAAUUUGACAUUCAUGUCAUAAGCUCAGCAUCUUUGGAUCAUUUCAUGGGUCCUCCAUGUUUUCCCGUUCGAGGGUUUGACUCAUGCAGGUUCUUAUGCUCAAGGGUCUUUCUCUCUGCCCCUUACGAUAAGACACUUUAGUGCGUGGCCUACAUCUCUCGUUGCCUCUCUACCUCACGGUUUCUGUCUGCCAAGUGCUUUUGCUGGCUUUUCAACUCGGGGAAAGGAGACUUUGGCUUCGGGGGGAAUUUGCCAUUUAUUUCGGGAGACAAAAAAAAAUGAAAAGGGGCUUAAGCACUUUGUAUCUUCUCUCCUUUUUUGUCUUCAUUCUCUACGCAUCUUUGCUCUCUGCACCAUUGUGGAGUCCCUUCAUCCAUCCAAGGCCUCUAUGCCUUUUGCCGUGUCCUCAGGAUGAGACGAACAGGAGAGCUCGGCUGGUAAAACGCAUGGGGGUUGGGCGAAGGAUGAAUUCUGUAGACUCUCUAAAUGUGUAUGAAUUGAGGAAGCACUUAAACUAUCCUUGUCAUGCAUAAAGGUAGCAAAGGCGCCAUUACGCCGUUGCAUUUACACUAUGCAGCAUGCACACUGGCUAAGUAAAGCCAUGAAUUACCACACGCUCAUCUGCACACAUAUACAAGCAAGAAGAGUGUAUGUGUCUGCUGAUUGCAAAUUUAUUCCAAAGAGGAAGACAAUGCAGGAAUCCUUCACUCACAUCUCCUCACCGACAUAGCUCGGGGACAGGUUCUAGCAGUAUCUGUGUUAGGAUUGGCUGAGGAUGUGAUGCGGGAGGAAAAGUUGCAGUUGGCAGCAGACAGAAAGACACAGCAAGGGGAGUGGGGGUUCACAAUAAAGGAUUUUAAACCAAAGCCUCUUUGGUAGAGAAGAGGGAGGGAGGGAGGGAGGGAGGAAAGAAUGGGGCUGUGGGGGUGGUGGAUAGAUACAGGAUGACACAAGGUCCAGAUUAACCCUAAUCUCAGGCCUGGUGGUUUAGGUGAGGCUGUGGGACUGGAGGAAGCUAUCCCGUGCCAGGUGGUCAUGAGGAGGUUAAAAGAGGGAGAUGGGUGGGGUGGGGGGCACUGGGAGGAUGAGUAUGGGACAGCGUGUUGCUAAGGGAAGACAGAGACAGCGAGAAAAAACUGCAGAGGAAUGAAAUGUUUCAAUGCGGCGACUUCCAGCGAAUAGAACUAAAACCAAAAAUCCAAAAUGGACGACCAAAAACAGAAGACAGCGGAGAUGUUCGGGAUCGGGGUGGGGGUGGGGGGUUGCACAGCUAGCACAACAGCAGGCGCUGUGAAGGUGGCUGCAGGGUGAUUGGAUGGUUGGUGCAUGGUGACAGUGGCACAUGCCCUGGUGCAUGGGAUUAGAGGGACACUCAGUAAUCUGCUGUUUAGGCUGUAUGUAGGGCAAGAGUGGCUUAGCCCAGCCACUCUUAGCACGGGUGGAGCAGCAGAGCGAGAGGGACAGGAAGUGGACUGCUGUUAUAUAGCUGCACUCAUCCCGCCUCAGUCACCUCUGGUUUUUCUAGAUUUAUCCAUCGUUUUCUUUCUCUUGUGUUUGCCUUUAGCGUUUGAAACAAAAAGUGCUUUCUGCUGUCCUCAAAAAUCUGAAAGUGCAAAGGAAAAAUGAGUCAGUCGCCACAAGUGCUUUAGCAAACUAUUGUCUGCGGCAACUCCCAAACUCCAAAAUAGGGCUCUGCUUGCAUAUAUGAUGCGGUUGCCAGUUAAAAUCAGUCUUAUCAGCAGCAGCUGAAUGCUUAGCUUGUAGGUGGUAGCUCAUACUUGAGGUACUUUGUUGAUAUUUGAACUUCAUUAAACACAAAGUGCUUUUACCUUGUCGACUGAGCAUCUCAGAGUUGUUUUAAGUAAGGUAUCCUAUCUAAAAGAGCAGUGGUGUCAUUAUUUUCCAUCAUGGCAGCACUCUGAAGAAGGUGGCUGACAAGAUAGCAUGUGAUUUUUUUUUAAAUUGCAUGUUAAUUUCAGACCUUAAUCCCAUUACAGUAAGCAGGUUACGCAGACGGCCCAAGUUUAUUAAUGUCAUGCAGCUUUGCUGUAUAACAGGUACUUUCUAAAAGAAUCAACCUGACAUGUCCUCUUUUGAACUUUUUAUUUUACUUAUGUAGCCUGCUUGUAAAGUUCAGUGUGUUACUGCUUAUUUAAGAUAAGUAAAAGAUUUAAUUACCUUUUGUAAGGUUGCUGGCUGUUACUGCUUUCAAACACUUAAACUGUACAAGAAGCUGAAGUCAAUUUGAAAACGCAAUAUUUUCCUUUUUACUUCACUGAUGUAUAUUUCUGAUAAUGUUGAUAUUUGUAAAGCUAACAUGAUGAGUCAUUAAUUAAAGGACAUUUAUCUGCAAACACACUGACAAUAGCUUCAUCUAGAGGCCAUCAGAAGUCACUUCUUCGGUGUGAUUUUUGUUAUUUUGCAAGGUCCCUUAAACUUUUUUAGUGAGGAGCCAUAAAAGGAUACUGAGAGUGUCAAUCUGUGUGAAAGUGUGAUGGACAAUUUUCAUGAUUAUUUAAUAAAAUGUACUUAUAAAUCAGAAAAACAGUCUAAAGACUAAUAGAAAUUUUAUAAGAAGGGUCCCACUGAGCAUUUUUUGGUCUAAAAGAGGUCUAAUAGACGUCUAAAUAUAGACUAGACGACUGGUCUAAAACCAGGCUACCACAGGUCUAAAAAUGAAAGUUUUUUAGACUUUUAAAUUUAGACCAAGUUUAGACUAAAUCUAAAUCUGGGCUAUAUCUAUACUACACUGUAUAUUGCUCAGCGCUAUCAUAAUUAUUUUCAUUAAGUACUUGGAGAUCAGUUAUGCGACUCACAGUUGCUUUUUGAAAUACAUAGUUAUCGAAUAAUGGGUCAAAGUGCAACGUCUAAAUUCUGUCUAAAAAUAUACAGAAUCUAGACGGUUGAAAUUAGGUCUGAAAAAACUAAACGUCUAAUAGCCGUCUAUUGCUCAGUGGGGUUGUAGCUACAUUUAGUGUUAUGGUCUUCAUCAUAACAAUCACUGUCAAUUUUGUCCAACAUGCCAUCAACGUCAUUUGAAAUGAGACGGAGAGGAAAAGCGAGGUUGCUCCAUUGCAAGGUUGACCCAGUCCUCAGGCCUGCAAAAGGUGCAUUUACUCCCACAUCUUUGAAUCUCCGACAUGAAUAUCUCGUCUUUUAUGCCAUUCAAACAUAUCCCAAUCUCCUCUUUCCUUUUCCAGUGAGCUAGAUGAUUCAUGUCAAGUGAAGUCAAGCAUGGGCCAGGAUAUGAAUCAAAAUUUGUCAAGUUGGCUUUUCUCCCUCACGUCUAUGAAAUGAUACGGCUUAGUUUUGAAUAUGAAUCCCGAGAGAGCGCCACAUUGCUUUUAACGGAGUGUGGCUUCAGCCGAGCAAUCAAAGCCUUUGUUUUUCACACCAUCCCACAAUCCCACCUGCUUGGGCGAGACGAUGGAGGGCCCUUUGAAAACAACGAGGCGGCAUGAUUUAUUAUUCUAAUUAGGCGGAGUGAGACUUUAGCAAAGCCACAAUUACACUAAAUGGCCAAAACAGUUUUCUGGUUGGAUGACUCCUGUUCCGCUCAGAUGUUAAUCAGAGGUAGCAAUUGAGCCAAGGUGCAAACUGCUUGUGAGUCACUGUAUUGCUUGGUAAUAUCUCCCACAAACACACAAACAAUCAAACAAACACUAGAGUCCUGUAUUGAAUUACAAAUAGGCAUUUUGGCU